Molecule: messenger RNA, 2709 nt
Organism: Nyctereutes procyonoides (raccoon dog)
Lineage: Eukaryota; Metazoa; Chordata; Mammalia; Carnivora; Canidae
Gene: PTPN5
Product: protein tyrosine phosphatase non-receptor type 5
Exons: 14
Coding region: 411-1976 (521 amino acids)
Biological process (GO): protein dephosphorylation
Molecular function (GO): protein tyrosine phosphatase activity
Source: RefSeq, a predicted model, not a curated record
GACGCCCCCGCACACGCAGACGCACGGAGCUCGGCGCGGCCCCCGUCACACACACACGGGAGCACACGCAGACACGCGCACCCUCGCGCGCGCACCCUCCCGCCCGCAGCCCGAGCCCGAGCCCGAGCCCGAGCCCGAGCCCGAGCCCGCAGCCCGCUCUGGCCGGAGUGAGAGAGAAAAGCACGCAGCCGAUGACUCCGAGGGAGGGAUCCUGGACAUGUGCUGUAGCGAGAGGCUGCCGGCUCUUUCUGACGAGGGUAGGUGAAUGUUGCUUUGCUAAUCGACGGUGACGGCUGGAAGUGGAGCCGCGCGGACCGAUCCCACACUGAGACGGAGCCGCGGGUCGCCGGGGCCCCAGUCACCGGGCGCCUGUCCGUCCGCCUUCCGCAGCUCUGCCCCAGCCGGUGGUGAUGGCGACGCUGGACCAGGCCGAAGGGCUCGAAGGGCUCGUGGACCCGCAGCGGGAGAUGCCGCCGCCCCCGCCGCCCUCACCGCCACCCCGAGGCGCCGGCAGCCACCCCCUCAGCGGCAGGGGCAGGAGCGGCCUGUGCCUGUUGGCUGCCUCUCAGCUCCUGCUUGCCUGCGGGGUCCUCUGGCUCAGCGGCUACGGCCCCAUCUGGUCACAGAAUGCCACAGACCUCCUCUCCUCCUCGCUCACACUCCUGGGACAGCUGGGACCCAUGGCCCGGCUGGGCGCUGGGACCUGGGAGGUCCCCAAUCUGCUGCUGGUUACUCUGUCUGUGAUCCUCAUUACCACCCUGGUGUGGCACCUCCUGAGGGCUCCCCCAGAGCCAUCCACCCCACUGCCCCCUGAGGAUAGGCGCCAGUCAGUGAGCCGUCAACCCUCCUUCACCUACUCAGAGUGGAUGGAAGAGAAGGUCGAGGAUGACUUCCUGGACCUGGACCCUGUCCCUGAGACUCCUGUGUUUGACUGCGUGAUGGACAUCAAGCCUGAGGCUGACCCUGCCUCACUGACCGUCAAGUCCAUGGGUCUACAGGAAAGGAGGGGCUCCAACGUCUCCCUGACCCUGGACAUGUGCACACCAGGCUGCGGUGAGGAGGGCUUUGGCUACCUCAUGUCCCCACGUGAGGAGUCGGCCCGCGAGUACCUGCUCAGCGCCUCCCGGGUCCUGCAGGCCGAGGAGCUUCACGAGAAGGCCCUGGACCCCUUCCUGCUGCAGGCAGAGUUCUUUGAAAUCCCCAUGAACUUUGUGGAUCCGAAGGAGUAUGACAUCCCCGGGCUGGUGCGCAAGAACCGGUACAAAACCAUCCUGCCCAACCCCCACAGCAGAGUGUGUCUGACCUCACCAGACCCUGACGACCCUCUGAGUUCCUACAUCAACGCCAACUACAUCCGGGGCUAUGGUGGGGAGGAGAAGGUGUACAUCGCCACUCAGGGACCCAUCGUCAGCACGGUCGGUGACUUCUGGCGCAUGGUGUGGCAGGAGCACACGCCCAUCAUCGUCAUGAUCACCAACAUCGAGGAGAUGAACGAGAAGUGCACCGAGUAUUGGCCGGAGGAGCAGGUGGUGUACGACGGUGUGGAGAUCAUCGUGCAGAAGGUCAUUCAUACUGAGGAUUACCGGCUGCGAGUCAUCUCCCUCAGGAACGGGACCGAAGAGCGAGGCCUGAAGCAUUACUGGUUCACAUCCUGGCCUGACCAGAAGACCCCAGACCGGGCUCCCCCACUCCUGCACCUGGUCCGGGAGGUGGAGGAGGCAGCCCAGCAGGAGGGGCCGCGCUGUGCCCCCAUCAUCGUCCACUGCAGUGCAGGGAUUGGCAGGACAGGCUGCUUCAUUGCCACCAGCAUCUGCUGCCAGCAGCUGCGGCAUGAGGGAGUGGUGGACAUCCUUAAGACCACGUGCCAGCUCCGUCAGGACAGGGGCGGCAUGAUCCAGACGUGCGAGCAAUACCAGUUUGUGCACCAUGUCAUGAGCCUCUACGAGAAGCAGCUGUCCCGCCCGUCCCCAGAGUGACUGCACUCCUGCCCUGGGGUCCUCUGGGCACCACCCAGCCUGAGUCGGGGCCCUCACCCUGGCCACAAGCAGAGCCCUGCCUCGGGUCCUGGCCUGCCCCUCUCCCUGACCCUCCUGCUUCCUCCUCUUCGGUCUGCACCCUCCCUCCUCCCUUCCCUCCUCCGUCAGCCUUGGCCUGGCCCCUGCUCCCCAAUAUAGCUCUUCCUACUGUACAUACUGGGGAGUGGGGCGGGGUGGGGGAGUGAUGUGCCAGGCCAGGCCUGGGGCCCCAGGGCCUGACCCAUGCCACGCAGACCUGGGGCCUCAGUUUUUAACGACGGUUCCAUUGCUACUUGAUCCAAAACGUUUCUGUGUCGCACUCCAAAUGUCCUGCCGCAGCGUGUCUGUCCGUCCAUCCAUCUCUGCUGUCUGUACCGGACACUGUGUCUCCUCGGCCCGGGGAAAGGGGUAAUGAGCUCCAGCCCCAAAGCAGCCCGGCAGAGGUGCCUGCCUCUGGCCCCCACCCCCACGUCCCACCUGGCAGGUGGCAUUUUGGUUAUUGGGACCAGGAUGGGGUGCUCCUGAGGAGUUGGCAGAGAGAUCUCAGCUAGGGGGAGAGGUCUCUGGGUUGGGAGGGAGGAGGAGUAUUAUCAGAGCAGGGGUGACCUCCUGGUGUCAGAUGCCCUCAGGAGGCAGUGACCAGCCUGUGAGGCCCUGGGGAGGAAAGGGGAGAGAGGGGCUGUGAACCCAGAGG